CGCUAAGCUCCCGCGAGAUCUGCAUCAUCAAGUUCCCGCCUGAAUCGCCGCUGACCAGACCCGCUUGCUUCGCUCCUUCACUCCUUCCUUCCGUCCUUUUCAAAUAAGACUCCAGGACGACCAUUGCGCCGUUCUCCCUAGUAUUCCUAGAACAAUCUCGCACGAUCAGCUUGACCUCAAGGGUCAGCGUUGACAGCGACAAUGUUUGAUACAUUCGCGACCCUCUUAUCGUCGAUCCCUACCUUCAUCUUUCCUGUAUUCGCCUCCUACAAAGCUCUCAAGACCACCGAUCCCGCGCUAUUGAAGCCAUGGCUGAUGUACUGGGUCGUACUAGCCUGCGCAUUGUGUGUUGAAUCCUGGGUCGGCUUCAUCCUCGUCUGGGUCCCCUUCUAUGCUUGGAUCCGCCUGGCCUUCCUCUUAUACCUCAUCCUCCCACAAAGCCAAGGUGCUCGCGUCCUCUACCAAACGCACGUCCACCCCUUCCUCCACGACAACGAGCUCGCAAUCGACAACUUCAUCUCCUCCGCCCACGACCGCGCCAAAGCAGCCGGAAUAACCUACCUCAAAAACAUCAUCGAACUCAUAAAACAACAUAUCCUCGGCCUACCGCCAAAGGAACCCACUCCUCCGCCUACACCAUCAACAUACAGCUACGCGCAGUCUUUACUCGCCCGCUUCAACCUCCCAUCCGCUAGACCUGCGUUCCCAUCGAACCCAAUCCCAGGCGCUACAAGCACUGCAAAUGAUUUCUACGCUCUCCUCGCCAGCGCAGUAAGCGCUGCCACCGGUCCCUCGUCCAGCACACAAGCACGCGACCUCUCGAACUCAGGAAUGUUAAUCCCGCCCACCAUGGACGGCGAAGAACGCCUCACAUUCAUCGCCGCCCAGCGCGAGCGCCUCUCCAUCCUCCUUUCCGCACUCGACAAAGAAGCCUCCAAUCUCCAAUCCACCUCCUGUGGACCGAAGCAGCGAGUACCAUCAAUGUUCUUCGAUGGCAGCUCAGGCAGUGAGGAAGAAAUCGCUGCUGGUAGUGAGAGGCCGAAGAGCGCGAUGAGUGGCCUUAGUACUCGGCGAAGUGAGGCGGAUUUCGAGAAUAUUGAUGCCGAGUCUGGGACCGAGGAGGUUGAGAAUACGAGGAGGCGGGUAACGAGGGGCCAGAGUAGUGGGGGCGGUGGUUGGAUGCCUUGGAGUUGGGGUGCGAAGGCUGCGGAGGGAAGUGCUGAUACCGUGAUGGCUGGGACGGAGAAGGGGGAGAAGGGGAAGAGUUCGGGUGUCGAGACCUAACUCCUCAUUCUCCCUAGUGAUUAAUGAACUGUAUAUGAUGAAUUGGGUUAUGGUUAUUUUGGCGUUCAUUUUGAGACGGAGGGAUGGGUGGUAGACGGGGUCUCACGGCUUUGGCUGGGCUUUUACAUGGGAUGGGAUGGGUCGGCGAUACUGUCACUUUCCUAUGGGCGGGCCCCUGGAGGCUUGGAUAUCGCAGUCUUUACAAGAAGACCAGAUCCAAUUCUACAAUCCGCUAACCACUAUCACUACCCUUGAGUAAUAUAUACCCUUUCGACUCUCCACCUUUUUGAACUAGGUAUAACUGGAGCUCAUUGCACCAGGGACACUUGGAAUAUUGAAUCGAUGUGCAACAAUAUCCUCGAAAAGAGGAUUCACUCUGGCUCUUGGCAUUCUCAUUGUACUCCGUACUAGGAAACUUUGGAACAUUGAAUCGAUGUGCAGCGAAAGUCCUCGCGUGGAGGAUUCACUCUUUCUCUUAACACUCCCAUUGUAUCAG
Molecule: messenger RNA, 1780 nt
Organism: Hyaloscypha bicolor E
Lineage: Eukaryota; Fungi; Ascomycota; Leotiomycetes; Helotiales; Hyaloscyphaceae
Exons: 3
Coding region: 202-1284 (360 amino acids)
Source: RefSeq, a predicted model, not a curated record